CUGACAUCAUUACAAGGUUCCCGAACAAGCAUAUUUUGAAACAAGCCAAGCAUGAGAACAGCCUCUCAUACUUCAACAGGCGAUGAGAAAGUCGACCACCACCACCCAUAUCCACCACCACGUUUCUGCUCCAGGAAUGGACUUGGCCGGACAUCUUUACGAUUCGUUUCUCCAUGGUUAUACAGCAGAUGUUAUCUUGCGGGUUGCCGGGACUUGGUGUGCCAUUUAUCGACUUCACCGCGUCGUUCUCAUUCAGGCAGGAUUCUUCCGCACGCUAUUCACGAGUGACUUCGAAGAGGCGAAAAGUGAGAAGAAGGAGAUUGAUCUAGUUUUCGAUGACACCAAUAUCACACGAGCGGCAUUCGAGUUCUGCAUUGGGAGGUUAUAUGGCGGAGGGCCGCCUUUGUAUAUCUAUCCAGAAUUAACAUCAAGCCCUACCAAACCGCUCACACCUGUCUUUCCUUUCAGUCCACCCAUCACGAGUACAGCACCCGACAAACACCAACCUGCGUCUCCAAGAUUUCUUCUCUCGUUGCUAGCAACGUCAUUAUAUCUCGAAAUUCCAUCCAUCGCUUCACAUGCACUAUCAUCUGUACUCGCCACAGUCGGACCGUACACGGUUAUCGACUACAUGAAUUUUGCUCGAGGGAAACCUAUCUUGGCCAAUGUACCAGACACUCCCGCUGUUGGACUGGAACAUGUCGCGGAGAUCAUUAGCUAUCAUUCUGAGGCUGGCGACUCAAUAUCGCUUGAGACUGCUAGUAUCUCCUCCAUCAGUGUACAAGGUGGUGCUCGCACAUGCCUUCCGUUCUAUUAUGGCGCAAUCUCCGAUAAAAUUGGUGAAGCUUGUGCCUGCUGGCUCGCACGAUGGGGGCAGGAUAUGUUUGCGUAUGAAGAGGCCAAUGCCUCUUCUCCCUCACAACCCACCUCCCGCAGAAGAGCCGACACAGUUCCCUCUGACCACUUUGGCCUUCAUGACGUCUCACCUGUUGUUCCACCCAUAUUUACAUCCUUUCGACCAGGUCAUGGACUGCCCCCGAGGUGGAUACGUGCCUUGAUCUCAUCAGACUCCUUUUUCGUGGCUGAUGAGGUAGCCCGUUACACUUUCGCGAAACGAGUCGUUGAACUUAGACGUACUUUGCGUAGAAACGCUGGAGCUCCAAACGUAUCUGUCAAAGGGAAAGGAAGAGAAACUCAACAACAUGGUUUUGUGGAGCUUUCGUCUGAAGAGGACGAAGAACGAGAGUGGAUCGGUUUGUUUGAGGAUGGGAUAUAUUAUGCUAAUAUGACCCCAGCGGAUUUGAUAGCCAUCUCAACGGAUAUUUCACCGAGUACCAAUCGCCCAUAUGUUCCCCUCCAUGUCCUCCAAACCGCAAAUUGGGAACACACUCGCCUUCGCCAUAUCAUAUCUGCCUCCUUGAAUUCAUCCGGCACGAACGAAAAGGAAAAGAAAGACUUGGGAAUAGGUAUUACAGGCGCAGACAUACAUGUUGCUCAAAUGCAUGCUGUACCUAAUCCAGGACAUCCUGUCCAUCAACAAUUUUUCCUGGUCCCUCACGAUCAAUCUCUCCGCGUAGGAGAUACAAUUAAUACAUCAGGCUCCGCAUUGGCGGAGGGCAACGUUCACAACAACAUCUCUAUGGAUCAAUUGUUCCAGCAAUCGUUUUCACCCCAUGCAAGAACUGCAUCAGCGUCUAAUAGCGGGACCGUAAAAAAUAAUGAAGAGCUUCCAACAACUUCCAACGAGCGCACAUUCUUUGGGCUGCUGCCCGAUACACUCGAUACCCUACUUCGACAUUCGCCUUCGUCUCUCCAUAACGAAGACGACGAAAAACAAACGGAAGUCCACAGUGCUUUUAGUUCCAAACGGAUCUACACCACCCAACCACCAUUCCGCUUUUCCAUCGAGUUUUGGGAUUUGGAUCUGCUGAAAGAGAAACAGCGAUUAUAUUCACAAACGGUUUGGUACGCGGGAAGUUUAUUCAACGUCUAUGUUCAGGUGGCGAAAAAGAAGGAAAGUACUUCAGGGGGUGAUCGAAACAAGUACAGGGAUAGGGAACGCACGAAAGAGUGUGUUGGAAGUGAGAUGCAGUUGGGGAUAUACCUUCACAGGCAGAGCACGGUUGAAUCUAUACCCCCGAAGAGCGCCCCUAGUCCGGGAGUUGUUCUACCGCAGGAGGUGAGAUUCAGAGAUGGAUUUGAUCCGGAUGCUCCAGAGGUUGCGGAACUCAGAGAGGGAGAAAGCGUGUUGAUUGGUAUGGCCCCAUUGCAGUCUGUCAGGUCCAAUUCUCCCCAAGCUGUGGAUUCUAGCAGCAGACGAGAUAAUGCGUCUAGUAGCGGUUGGUUGCGGGCCCAUGCUCGAGGUCCCUCCCUUCCGUUAGGUUUAGGUAGCGGCGGAAAUGGAAAUGGGGGUGGAUCAGGUGGAGUCCCUCAGUCUCCGCAGAGGUCUGGAACACCUCUUUCCCUCGGCUUGACGCGGAGUAGAACCCCCGUGAACAAUAAUAACAACACGAACAGUACGAGAGCCCGACCCGGGACAGGAUCUUCAUCCUCUGGAUCGACCGGUGUCGGUGCUCUGUCCUCGUCCUUACCAAAUGAAACUCUGAACAUGCAACUUGUUCCACCUAAUCCAUCGUGGGUGAACACCGAACCAGCUUCCGCUCCGAAUAGUCCUGUCGUUGGGCAAACCUCACCGUCUCGAGUAAUGGCAAUGACAACUCUGAAUAAUAGCAACAACAAUGGUUCGGGUGGUCCCUCUGCUCUGGUUCUUCGCACAUCUUCGUCGCCCCCAUAUACAGUAUCAUCUUCACCUCCUGCCCAGCAGCCGUACAGAGACCCGCGGCAAGUGAUCUCCGUGUAUUUCAGUGUUUACUGUGCAUCCGCCACUGGGAGUAGGCAAACGAGAUUCCGGAGUGGACCGGACGUGUUUAAGAUUGGACAGAGUUGGGGGUGGAAAAGUGGUGGUCUGUUGGGAACUGCUGCUGCUGCUUCUUCUGGGAAUAAUGAGAGCGCGCAAAUUAUUAGCGCUAAGGAAGAUGGUGGAUUGACGUCGACGGGUAAGGAGUCGAGUUUCAGGGCAACGGUUAUUCUUGGUGUUGUUUAAGGGUAGAUGAUCUCGUUCGUUUCAUGAUUCUAAUCCGAUUUUUCCUGAGAUAAUGACGAUCAUAAUUGUAAUUCAGGUAUCAUUGAAGUUCAACGAGAUAAGUAUGUGUCAGGAUGACUUGCAUAGUAGAUGUGCUAUAACCAACUCGGUGGAACUUUGAAAUCGCCGCAUAUUUGACAAUAUGGCUCGGGUCUUCGGAUAAUCCUACACUCCGUCCUCAUUAUCGACGUCGCCUCCAUUUUAACCGCUCACGACGAAGUCCAUCAACUUCGCAAGUUACUUACCAAGUAGUACUUACUGAGACUCGAUACAUUUCAGGAUUGCCAGGCUUCGUCAGGGAACGUCUUAGACUCUUACCACACCAUUAUUCCGUAGUAUUGGACAUUUUGGGCUGAUCUUACCCGACAUAAAGGCCAGGAAUUGGCUAGGAAUAUUAUCGAUUUCUAG
Molecule: messenger RNA, 3550 nt
Organism: Marasmius oreades (fairy-ring Marasmius)
Lineage: Eukaryota; Fungi; Basidiomycota; Agaricomycetes; Agaricales; Marasmiaceae
Exons: 3
Coding region: 83-3103 (1006 amino acids)
Molecular function (GO): protein binding
Source: RefSeq, a predicted model, not a curated record